AAAACGGUUAGAGUCAUGCCAAAUGUAACCACCGAAAUGCUUUUCUCCCAAAUGCGAGUAGCGCCACUCCAUCAAAUCCUCUCUGAUUUCGUGUAAAUCUUUGAAUUUUUUGGUUUUUUUCAAGAAAUGGAGGAAAUUGGAGGAACGGAGAGGGUUUUGGAGCUGAAGAAGGAGCUGCGGAGAGUGACGGAAGCGUUGAUGGUGGAUGAUGAGGAGGAUGGCGAUUUGGGGGUUACUGAUCAUGCAAUUGAGACAUUGCGUGCCCUAAAGGAGUUGGAGCUGAGACGGAGUGAUUUUGGUGAGGGGGUUGUGAAGCUGAAGAAUCUGGAAUUGCAAGAGCCGCCUCGGGAAUUCCGGUGCCCAAUUUCUGGGGUUUUGAUGAAGGAGCCUGUUGUUGCUGCCUCUGGUCAGACAUUUGAGGAGUUAUCAAUUCGAAAAUGGCUAAAUGAGGGCAACACAAAAUGCCCAACGACUCAUCAACUACUGCCUCACACUGCCCUAAUCCCAAAUCACUCAAUCAAGAACAUGAUCACCAGCUGGCGCAACGCCACUGGAAAAGGCGACGCGCGCCCUACUCGUGCUGAUGAUCCCGGACCAAACCUGACUAGGGAACAUCUGGUAAAGCUGCUCGAGACUCUCCCGGAUCAGACUUCCUCUGUGGGAGAGCUCCGUCUCCUCACAGCCUGUUCCUCCUCUGCCCGCGCCCUCAUUGGUGAGAUCAGCGGCGCCAUACCCCGACUCCUCUCUCCAUUCUUGAUCGAGAGGUGCUACUCCGAUCCCGUAUUGUACGAGGAUAUGGUUGAAACGAUCUUGAACAUUUCCGUUGAUCACUCGUGCCAGACGAAGAUCUUGGAAGGGGGCACGACCACGACCACAUCGGCCAUAAUUUCAUUCCUCUCGGACGCAUUGAGGAGUAAGAAUAGCGACACGAGAGGCCACGCCGCUGCUGCCCUUUCCACCCUAUCGGCCCUUGAUGCAAACAAGGCCGUGAUUGGAGAAUCGGACGCGAUCAAGCCGCUGAUCAAGCUCUUGGAAGAAGGGCAUCCAUUGGUUUCAAGAGAUGCUGCUUUUGCUAUCCUCAAUUUGUGCACAUUGGUUGAAAAUAGGGAGAGAGCUCUCUCCCAUGGAGCGGUCACGGUCGUCAUUGACAAGAUUGUUGCUCGUGUCUUCCUCGAUGAAAUGCUCGAGAUCCUCGCACGUUUCUCCGGCCACCGGAAGGCUGUGGAGGAGAUGGAACAGCGCAAUAUGGUGUCGUGUCUACUUAGUAUAUUAGGAGAAGAUGUUGGUGAACGUUGUAAGGAAAAUUGUGUGGCCAUUGUGUAUAGUAUGUGUUAUAGUGAUCCUAGGAAGCUAGUUAUGAUAACCGAACGUGAGGCUCUCUCUCGUGUAGCGAAGACCGGGACGUCGAGGGCAAAGAGGAAGGCGACCGGUCUUCUCGAGAGGCUAGAUAGGUUCGCUUUCGUCUCAUACACUAUGUAGAGGUUGGUCAAUUUCGGGCGUUCGGGUCAAUUUAGGGAUAAAUAGGGAACCAUUAUUGAUCAUAUUUUGUAAUGAAAAGUGUAAAUGAAGUAGUAUAUGUUAAUGACCAUUCAAUUGAA
Messenger RNA from Salvia hispanica, 1598 nucleotides. RefSeq names its product U-box domain-containing protein 9-like. Gene Ontology annotation, biological process: protein ubiquitination. Lineage: Eukaryota; Viridiplantae; Streptophyta; Magnoliopsida; Lamiales; Lamiaceae. The record is from RefSeq and is a predicted model, not a curated record. Gene Ontology annotation, molecular function: ubiquitin-protein transferase activity; protein binding.